Messenger RNA from Necator americanus (New World hookworm), 915 nucleotides. RefSeq lists its product as uncharacterized. The record is from RefSeq and is a predicted model, not a curated record. The transcript has a single exon. The coding region runs from base 1 to 915 and encodes 304 amino acids. Gene Ontology annotation, molecular function: nucleic acid binding. Lineage: Eukaryota; Metazoa; Nematoda; Chromadorea; Rhabditida; Ancylostomatidae. Gene Ontology annotation, biological process: DNA integration.
AUGACAUCAGUAAUGGAAUCUGAAAGAUUCAGCAAGUGGACCUAUAUCCUGAGGACACUCGCCACGAUCCUCACCUUCAUUACCAGACUUUCGACAAAGGCCACUCAACACUUCGGAACUACGAAGAAUGCCUUACGAUCCAAGGCAGAAAUAAUUCUAUUCCGAAUGGCUCAAAUCGAAGACCCACCCUGUAGUGAUCUGCAACGUCAACUUACACUCUUCAAGUGCGGACGGACACACUUGUUCAGAGUUCGAACAAGAAUCCAUGAGUCUGCACUACCUCCGGAGACAAAAGAACCUAUUCUACUCCCACAAAGCAACAUCACCGAGCUAUUUAUCCUACACGUCCACGAGCUGAAUCACCAUUGUGGAACAGAACAAACAUUAAUCGAGCUCCGAAAAUCAGUAUGGAUACCCAAAGGAAGGUCAACAGUGAAACGCGUCAUCAACAACCGCUGCUUCCUUUGCAGACGAAAUAAUGCGAAACCAUUCAAGCUACCGGACUUCCCUCCACAUCCAGAUUAUCGCGUCAACAAACCCAACCAUCCCUUCGAAAACUGCGGAAUUGACGUCAUGGGACCAAUAAAGUACAAAUCCAAACAUGGAGAGACCAAAAAAUGCUGGAUCCUACUAAUAAUCUGUCUAAACUGCCGUGCCAUCAUAGUCGACAUUAUACGCAGUCUCUCAUCACAUACAUUCCUCCACUGUCUAAGACGCUUCAUUGCCACGAACGGGUGCCCGAAAAGAAUAAUCUGCGACAACGCCCCCGCAUUCAAGACCUUCGCACAAGCACAAUCGGAUGAACCCAUGAACGAGAAAAGACCAGAAGACUUACUGGACUACUGCGCAACCAAGAAAAUCCAAUUCAAGUUUAUACCUGCGUUCAGUCCGUGGCAAGGAGGAGUUUAUGAAUGA